Molecule: messenger RNA, 457 nt
Organism: Aspergillus saccharolyticus JOP 1030-1
Lineage: Eukaryota; Fungi; Ascomycota; Eurotiomycetes; Eurotiales; Aspergillaceae
Product: VOC family protein
Exons: 2
Coding region: 56-457 (133 amino acids)
Source: RefSeq, a predicted model, not a curated record
UCCAUCUCUUUUCUGUCUACUACACAACUUCAUCACUCCUCCUCAACACAGAAAUAUGGCCAUCGACCACACCAGCCUCUACGUCCCUGAGGACAAAUUCCAAGAAUGCCUAAACUUCUACCUCACAGCCCUCGAGCCGCUAGGUUAUCGCCUCCGCUACCAAUUUGGCGAGUUCAUCGUCGGCCUCGGAUCCAUCCAUGACGACGUGGGCACUUACCAGAAAGCAGACUUCUGGGUCUUUGGGUCCAAGGCUGUUUCUGAGCGUCCUGCUCACCUUGCGUUUACUUGCCACGAUCAUGAUUCCGUCGAUAAAUUCCACGCGGCUGCCAUGGGAGCCGGUGGUAAGGAUAACGGCACCCCGGGGCUGCGAGCGCACUACCAUCCCGCGUAUUACGGGGCGUUUGUGCUUGAUCCUGCUGGAAACAAUCUCGAGGCUGUCGAUCAUGGGCUUCGUUGA